Molecule: messenger RNA, 3669 nt
Organism: Pelobates fuscus (common spadefoot toad)
Lineage: Eukaryota; Metazoa; Chordata; Amphibia; Anura; Pelobatidae
Gene: SLC6A11
Product: solute carrier family 6 member 11
Exons: 15
Coding region: 133-1995 (620 amino acids)
Biological process (GO): sodium ion transmembrane transport
Cellular component (GO): plasma membrane
Molecular function (GO): gamma-aminobutyric acid:sodium:chloride symporter activity
Source: RefSeq, a predicted model, not a curated record
UGCUAUCACAUCACUCCUGCAAAGACAGAACACUUGCAAAUUAUCCUUUUCUGGUGUAACAGGGAUACAGAGAGAAUUACUACCAACAGCUGAUAUCCUCAAUUUGAGUAAACUAAGGUUGAAAGGAGAACCAUGACAGCUGAGAAGACAAUACCUGUAAUUAAUGGCAAAGCAGAAGACACUUUGGAUCCAGAGAUUUCAAGCACUAAUGUGGUACAAAGCAAUGACAAGAAAGUGAAUGAAAGGGGUCACUGGAAUAAUAAGGUGGAAUUUGUUCUGUCAGUGGCUGGAGAAAUUAUUGGACUUGGAAAUGUAUGGAGGUUUCCCUAUCUUUGCUACAAAAAUGGAGGAGGUGCAUUCCUUAUUCCCUACGUGGUGUUCUUCCUCUUUUGUGGAAUACCAGUAUUUUUUCUGGAGACUGCACUGGGGCAAUUUACUAGUGAAGGAGGCAUUACAUGCUGGAGAAAAGUCUGCCCCUUAUUUGAAGGAAUCGGCUAUGCUACCCAAGUCAUUGAGGCACAUUUAAAUGUCUACUAUAUAAUCAUUUUAGCAUGGGCUAUUUUCUACCUCUUUAAUUGCUUUUCUGCGGAACUUCCAUGGGCAACAUGUGGACACAAGUGGAAUACAGAUAACUGUGUGGAGUUUCAAAAACUGAAUAUGAGUAAUGGAAGUCAUCUUUCCUUUGUCAAUGCUACAUCACCUGUAAUGGAGUUUUGGGAACGCAGAGUGCUAGCCAUCUCUGAUGGCAUUGAACACAUUGGCAAUCUCCGUUGGGAAUUAGCAUUAUGCCUUCUUGGUGCGUGGACUGUUUGCUAUUUCUGUAUUUGGAAAGGCACAAAAUCAACUGGAAAGGUGGUCUAUGUUACUGCAACUUUUCCCUAUGUCAUGCUGAUUAUCCUCUUGAUCCGUGGAGUUACUCUGCCUGGUGCAAGUCAAGGAAUUAAGUUCUACCUAUAUCCUGAUUUAUCCCGACUGUCAGAUCCACAGGUGUGGGUAGAUGCAGGCACCCAGAUCUUCUUUUCCUAUGCCAUCUGCUUGGGCUGUUUAACCGCCCUGGGGAGUUACAACAGCUAUAACAAUAACUGCUACAGAGAUUGCAUUCUACUUUGCUGCUUAAAUAGCGGAACCAGUUUUGUAGCCGGAUUUGCCAUAUUUUCUGUCCUGGGUUUUAUGGCUUAUGAACAAGGAGUACCAAUUGCUGAAGUUGCAGAAUCAGGGCCAGGUCUUGCUUUUAUCGCCUAUCCAAGGGCUGUGACCAUGAUGCCUCUUGCUCCCCUGUGGGCUGCCCUGUUUUUCCUGAUGUUGAUAUUUCUUGGUCUUGACAGUCAGUUUGUAUGUGUGGAAAGCCUGGUAACUGCGGUAGUGGAUAUGUACCCAAAGACAUUCCGAAGAGGGUAUCGCAGAGAGUUAUUAAUUUUAGCACUUUCAAUUGUUUCUUUCUUUGUUGGGCUGAUAAUGUUAACUGAGGGUGGAAUGUACGUUUUUCAACUGUUCGAUUCAUAUGCAGCUAGCGGAAUGUGUCUUCUCUUUGUUGCAAUAUUUGAAUGUGUCUGCAUAGGUUGGGUUUAUGGAAGCAAUCGGUUUUAUGAUAAUAUCGAAGAUAUGAUAGGACAUCGACCAGUUGUGUUAAUAAAAUGGUGUUGGAUGUUCUUCACCCCUGGAAUUUGUGCUAGUAUCUUCAUAUUUUUCUUGGUGAAAUACAAACCUCUGAAGUACAAUAAUGUUUACACAUACCCUCCGUGGGGUUAUGGGAUAGGCUGGAUGAUGGCUUUAUCCUCCAUGGUCUGCAUUCCUUUGUGGAUACUAGUGAAAAUGUGGAAAACGGAAGGAACUUUUUCUGAGCGGUGGAAGACGUUGAUAACGCCCAGUCCUGACUUAAAAAUGAGAGGAAAACUUGCUGCAGAAACAUGCGCCAAUGCAGUAAAUGACUGUGAGACAAAACUUACAGGUGAUGGAAACAUCUCAGCCAUUACAGAGAAAGAAACACAUUUCUAAAAGUUUUUUUUUCUUGUUGUUGCUAUUCUUUUGUAAAAUAAGAAUAUAAAAAAAUAUACUUCAUUCGAUUCUAGAGGUUCACUCGUUUCGCACAAAUUUUAACAGGUUCAUUUUAAAGUGCACAUUGUAUACAAGUGAGUUUUUUUUAUUAUAUAAAUGACUUAUUGAAAAACAUUAGUGUAUGGUCUUUUUAGUGCCAAAUUUAUGUAAUAUUGUGAUACUGGUAACUGUUUUCUAGAUAUUUAGAAACUGUAUAGUGUGUUGUAAAUUUUUUAUACUUGGCCUUUUGAAGCAUGGUGUUUAAAUAGACUAUCUUAUAAUCUGUACACAUUUCAGACCAUUCCAAUUUGUGAUGUAUGUCUAUAAAGAGGCACAUUUCCAGAUGUCUGUGUGUGUUUUUAAACCUUUUUAAUAAAUAUGUGUAUAAUAAUUAAUUUCUUUGUAAAUUGCUAAAUUUUAUUCAAUAUAGAUGUGUGAGAAUUCAGGAGAGCUGUCUAAUAUAAAAGCAUAAUUAAACUGAAGGGUAGUAGAAGAGUAUGGCUAAAUGGGGACAACUGAACCUAUUCAACUGGGGAGUCUUUGUUAAUACAAGGUGCACAUUUACUACAUACAAUUAACUAUAUGUGCCAUCACUGGAUGCAUUUGUUUCUCUGUAGUCCAGAGAUCUUAAACUUGGUCCUUUAGUAGUAAUUCUAAAUGAGAUGUAGGAUUUCUCCAUUUGAUGAGUAAUAAGUAUAAUAUGCAGUGAAGCUAGCACUCCUGCCUAUUAGAUCUUUACAAAGUCAAAAAUGUAUACGAUACUAAAGGUCCAAUAAAACAGUAGAAAAUACUGACAUGUCCAUAUUAAAAAGGCCAAUUCUUUUAUCAGUUAUUUCUGAUAAGAUGGAAGCCAGCUUAAAAGUGUUAAGCAAAAAGUGAACUAACUUAUAAACAUUUGCGAGGUACGAGGCAGAUAUUUUUUUCUCACCUGACUACUAUUGGCCAAAAAUCUGUCAACUCCCCAUAAUGUUUUACGAAAAAACAUGAAAAUGAACAUUUUUAAAAAGCAUUUUUUCUAUCAUUUUAUAUUGCUUGAAACAAACAAACAAAAAAAAGACUCAUACAAUAUAGCAUAAUAAGAGAGAAAAAAAAACAAUUCUAGUACAAGUAGUGGACAGGAAAAUAAAAGAGCGAGGGUUAGACAGAGAGCACAGGGAAAGAGUAAUAGUUUUAAAAAAAAAUUUGAGGGGAAAAAAAGGAAGAAGAGGGAAACAAUGAUAAUGGAGGGAGCAGAAUGUUUAGUGUUGCACCUGUAAUGGUGCUGAUAAAGAAAGUCAGAGGUGAAUGAAAUCGGAAAUGGACAUAUUCUUGCAUGAUCAGUAAUCGCCUAGCUGGUGGCCAUAAAACCGAACAGUGAUAUUUUACAUACAGAAUUAUAAAUAAUAUGUAAAUCUGGCUACGAUGCAUAUGCAAAAUGCUAGUUUAACCCCUUAAGGACACAACUUCAGAAAUAAAAGGGAAUCAUGAUGGAAUAUUUCCGUCAUGUGUCCUUAAGGUGUUAAGGAAGUUGAUAAUCUUUUAAAUGCUCUAAAUGCCCUGGCAACUAUUUUUUACACAACCGAUGGUGAUAACAUAGCACAAAAGUGCACAAAAAUAGUACAUAAGUGCCAUGACAAUAUGAACGUUAUAAAUCAA